AUGGCAGUCGCCGCCGAUACAGUAUGGGUGUCGAGUUUGGACGAGACGGGACUCGCAAUAGUUGCAACGUCGAUAACGUUGGGAAUAAUAUCGCUGGUUGUUGUCUCUCUGCGCGCCUUCGUCCGAUUCCGCGAGAAUGUCUUCGGAUGGGACGAUGGCCUCAUGGCUGGCGGACUCGUCCUCUUCCUUGUCGAUGUCGCCCUGGCCUGUGUAGGCGCAUGUCGUGGCCUUGGGAAGGAAAACUCCGACCUCAACGCUUUCAUGCAGGUUGAAGCAACAAAGUAUCUGAUGAUAUGGAUGCUGGUCUACGUCAAUGCUUUGGUCUUGAUCAAGUGUUCAAUUUGUGUUACGAUGUACCGAAUUGCGGGCGUCACCAAGAGCUAUCGCAUCGCUAUUUGGACCUUGCUAGCAAUCAUCAUUGGAAAUUACCUUACGACAUUUAUUGGAAUUUUAUCUCUUUGCCAGCCGGUCGAAGCCAACUGGAAUACGUCCCUGAUCGCGGAGGGAAGGGCGACUUGCGCGGGCAUGAGCGCUAUGAUCGGGUUGUCAUACACCUCGACGGCAUGUUCUAUUGCCACUGAUUUGGCUUGCGCUGUUCUACCCGGUGUCAUCCUGUGGAGGACCCAGAUGAAGCUGAGCACUAAGAUCUCUGUCACCAUCCUGCUUUCGUUCGGUUCUCUUGCAUCUAUCUCGACUAUCAUUCGGACACCUACAAUAGAAGCCUACCGAAAUCCCACCGACAACCUCAUCGCGCAUGUCGGCAAGAUCGUGCUAUACUCGAAUAUCGAAUCGGCCAUCGGUCUCAUUGCCGGCUCGCUGCCUUCAUUGCGCCGCCUGAUAGUUACCAAGGUCAUCAAGUCGUCGGGAAAGGACAGCACGCUGAACCCUCCGCUAGGUCUCGUGACCUUUGGGGGUUCAGCGCAGGCGACCAGCGGCGGACGAUCGCGGGCGCGAACGUUUAAAUCGAAUACGGAGAACGGCGUUUCCAUUGCGGCCGUGCAUGCGCAUGGCAACGGAGACUGGAGGAGAUUAGGAGAUGACUCGGACAAGGAGGAAAGCUUGCGGGGCAUAAGAGCUGAAUACACGUACGAGGUCGAGAUGUCAGGACGCGCAGAGUCGCAGUCGCUUGGUUCCAAUGUGUAA
Truncatella angustata is the source of this 1143-nucleotide messenger RNA. RefSeq lists its product as uncharacterized. The transcript has 3 exons. Lineage: Eukaryota; Fungi; Ascomycota; Sordariomycetes; Amphisphaeriales; Sporocadaceae. The coding region runs from base 1 to 1143 and encodes 380 amino acids. The record is from RefSeq and is a predicted model, not a curated record.